CUUCCCUCACAGAUGAGGAAAUGAAAGUUGUCCCAGAAAUUGUCAAACUGAUGUCCCCCCUGAAAUUGGCAACUAAGCUCCUCAGUGAGGAGAAGACCCCCACUCUCUCCAUCGUUGCCCCAAUGUUGGCCAAACUACGGUCAGACUUUGGAGCAAAGCACAGUGAUCUAUCAGUCAUUGGCAAGAUGAAAGACCAGUUCAGAAAUGACUUUGACUCCCGUUACAACUACAUCCAAGACUUCCUCGACAACGCCUCAGCGCUUGAUCCCCGCUUCAAAGAGCUGAACUUUGUGAACAACACUGCAAAGGACGUGAUAUUCCUGAGGAUAGCAGAAGAAGUGGAGGAUAUGGCAAGGGCUGAUGGUAUGCUGGAUGAUGGCCAGGCAGCAGACGCAGAAGGUGAUGGGAGACGCCACGGGGAGGAGGACGCGGAGGCGGAGGAGGAGUUCGAGGAGGAGAUCGAGGAGGAGGAAAAUAAAGUGCAGGAGAUGGAAGAAGAGGAGAGAGGUGAGCCAGAGCCUCCAAAGAAGAAGUCAGCCUUGGACCUGUUGCUUGGAACGUUCCUCACUCCUAGAGCACCAGAGAAGACCAUCAGAGAGAGAGCUAAGGAGGAAAUAUCAAAAUACAGGGGGAGGGAUGGGUUAGGUGUCAAUGGUGAUGUGUUGCAGUGGUGGAAAGACCAAGUGGAUCUUCCACUGCUUUCAAAAUUGGCCAGGAGCUAUUUGUCCAUCCCUGCAACAAGUGUCCCCUCUGAACGAGUGUUCAGCACAGCAGGGGACAUUAUAACAGCAGAGCGCAGUCGGCUUCUCCCUGAACAUGUGGACCAACUAAUCUUCCUGAAAAAAAACCUUAAGAAAAGCCAUAUGAAAUAAAUCACAAAUUGAGGUGUUGAUAGUGA
Molecule: messenger RNA, 898 nt
Organism: Cololabis saira (Pacific saury)
Lineage: Eukaryota; Metazoa; Chordata; Actinopteri; Beloniformes; Belonidae
Product: E3 SUMO-protein ligase ZBED1-like
Exons: 3
Coding region: 21-872 (283 amino acids)
Molecular function (GO): protein dimerization activity
Source: RefSeq, a predicted model, not a curated record